Macrosiphum euphorbiae (potato aphid) is the source of this 1062-nucleotide messenger RNA. The record is from the annotation of a GenBank genome assembly. NCBI's taxonomy places the organism in Eukaryota, Metazoa, Arthropoda, Insecta, Hemiptera, Aphididae.
AUGAUUUCAAUCUGGUUCCAGACGGCCGUCUACCUGAUGUAUACGGCCGUGUUCAUCGUGUCGCUGGUCGGCAACGGACUUGUGUGCUAUGUCGUCAUGUCCUCGACGCAAAUGCAAUCGGUCACCAACAUGUUCAUCGUGAACAUGGCCGUCGGUGACCUGUUCAUGACUCUGUUCUGUGUUCCCUUCCCGUUCGCCGCCUCGUUCCUAUUGCAGUAUUGGCCGCUGGAAAACUACUUGUGCCAAACCUUCACAUUCGGCAAAAUCGUCGCCGUUUUGGUGAGUGCAUAUACUUUGGUGGCCAUCAGUCUCAACAGGUAUAGAGCGAUUAUAUGGCCACUGAAACAAAGAACUAGAAAGAGCACAGCUAAAUACAUAAUAGCAACUAUUUGGACAACGUCUGUCGUUGUAGCCAUUCCUUUUUUGCGAGCUACUUCGUUAGAUCAGAAAUACGACAUUUACUUUUGCUCUGACAAGUGGUCAAGUGAAUACACCCGACGGUUCUCUAAUGCUUCAUUAUUUGUACUGCAAUGCUGUAUUCCAUUUUCCGUCCUGUUGUUUACUAAUGUUCGUAUUGGAAUUGUCGUGUGGAGUAAAAUACCUCCCGGCGAGGCACAAAAUCCCAGAGAUAUUAAGAUGGCCAAGUCAAUAAGAAAAAUGAUAAAAAUGAUGGCAACUGUGGUCAUAGCAUUCGUCGUUUGUUGGCUGCCAUAUGAUAUCCUUUUGGUGUUGAGGGCGUUCGGGAUUUCGCUGCGUGAGUGGAGCAACCAGCCGUACGUGUGGUUCGCGUUCCACUGGCUGGCCAUAUCGCACACGUGUUACAACCCGCUCAUCUACUUCUGCAUGAACACCCGGUACCGGGCCGGUUUCGUGUCGGCAUUGCGCAGCGUGCCGGGGGGACUCGGGCACGUGCCGGCCCGCCGGGACGGCGACGGCCUGCCCGGACCCGGUUGGCCGCGCACUCGGUCCGAGGUUCUCGUUCGACAGUUCCGGCUGCGCGCCUCGUCUGAAGUUCUCGUUCGACAGUUCGGGCUGCGCGCCCCGUCCGAGGUUCUCGUCUGA